AUGUGCUCUACUCGAUUCUUAUCCCCGUAUCUCCUUCCAUUUCAGGCUGUGGUGGGUAGAUUGAUUGAUCACGACGAUGUUCCCAGUACCUCAACUUCCCAAGCUCCGCCAUCAAAACAGAUCCCCAAGGUGACAGUGGUAGCUAUUGACAACGGCCUCGCCUUCCCCUUCAAGCAUCCCGAUGAGUGGCGAGCAUGUAAGCAUUUAAUCGCCAUAAUCACUGAGGUUGAAUUGUAG
Rodentolepis nana is the source of this 237-nucleotide messenger RNA. Lineage: Eukaryota; Metazoa; Platyhelminthes; Cestoda; Cyclophyllidea; Hymenolepididae. The record is from the annotation of a GenBank genome assembly.